AUGAAGUUCGAGAACAUUCUAGCCAAUAUAAAUGGAUUUGGAAGAUUUCAGAUAAUGAUCAUUGUGAUUAGCUUCAUCGGCCGCUUCACAAUGCCCUGCCACUUCAUGCUAAACAACUUCAUAGCUGCUGUUCCCGUUCACCACUGCGACAUCAGCCCUCUGGAUGACGGAGGUAUUUUUAGAAAUUUAUCCCAGGCAGAGAGGCUUGCUGUUCUUAUUCCACUCCAGGCGGAUGGGACUCCAAACUCCUGCCAGAUGUUUGCAGAUCCUCAAUAUCAUCUGCUGCUCAACUCUUCUGACAUGACUGAACUACCCACAGUGCCAUGUCAGAAUGGAUGGGUGUACGAUAACAGCACCUUCAAGUCUACUCUGACCUCACAGUGGGACCUGGUGUGUGAUAGAAGAGGGAAAAACAAAGCAACUGCUACCAUCUUCUUUGUUGGAGUGAUGUUUGGAGCCUUGUCCUUUGGAAGUCUGAGUGACAGGUUUGGCCGAAGGAUCAUGCUGCUGGUGUCAUAUGUGUCUGGAAUGUUCUUUGCUGUUACAAGUGCUUUUUCUACAUCCUACGUGAUGUUCUGCGUGCUGAGGUUCUUCACUGGGUUUUGCAUUACCGGCAUCGUCAUUGUCUCAACAGUCCUCACUGUGGAGUGGGUGGACAUUGAGCACAGGAAAUUGGUUGGAGUGCUCGACAGCUUAUCCUGGACAUUUGGGAACACAAUAUUUCCAGCUAUUGCUUACUUUGUGACUGACUGGCGGUGGCUAAUUGUCAGUGUCAGCUCACCUUUAACCUUGGCCAUCAUCACUUGGAGGUGGAUGCCAGAGUCGGCAAGGUGGCUCAUUGCCAAUGGAAAGCUGGAGCAAGCUCAGAAGUAUUUGAAAAUGUGUGCCAAGAUGAACCGAACAGAGGAGUUCAUUCACACGCUUAAAACAGAGACGCUGUCCACAAUUGUUGUGACUGAGAAAAGAGAUCGGCCCUAUUCCUACCUCGAUCUGAUAAGAACAGCCAAAAUGAGGAAACUGGCCCUAUGCACUGGUAUAGUGUGGUUUUGUGUGGCAACUGCGUUUUAUGGCAUCAGCUUCAACAUCACAGGCUUUGGGCUCAACAUAUACCUCACUCAGUUUACCUAUGCUUUAAUUGAGCUCCCAGCCAAAGGAUCAGUUUACUACUUACUGGAUAAGAUAGGCAGGCGAAGAACUCUGGUGGGAGCUCUGCUGGUGGCCGGAGUCUGUCUUGGAAUCAACAUUGUAAUACCUAAAGAUAUGUCUGUUGUCAGAACAGUGGUGGCUGUCAUUGGAAAAGGGUUCUCCUCUGCAUCAUUUGCAACUAUUGUGCUCUACAGUUCUGAGCUCUAUCCCACUGUAGUAAGGCAGAAUGGUAUGGGUUACAACUCUUUCAUGGCUCGAACUGGUGUAGCUGUGGCUCCUUUGAUUCUCUUACUGGAUGAAUUAUGGAAGGACCUGCCCCAGGUCGUCCUGUGUUCUGUGGCCGUACUGGGGGGAGUAGUGGCAAGAACACUGUCAGAGACACGCAACAGGUGCCUGCCAGAGACCAUAGAGGAUAUUGAACAACAGUGGUAG
This is a messenger RNA of Perca flavescens (yellow perch), 1578 nucleotides long. Its product is annotated as solute carrier family 22 member 7. Bases 1 to 1578 code for a protein of 525 amino acids. The transcript has 9 exons. The record is from RefSeq and is a predicted model, not a curated record. NCBI's taxonomy places the organism in Eukaryota, Metazoa, Chordata, Actinopteri, Perciformes, Percidae. Gene Ontology annotation, biological process: transmembrane transport. Gene Ontology annotation, molecular function: transmembrane transporter activity.